Molecule: messenger RNA, 1549 nt
Organism: Pocillopora verrucosa
Lineage: Eukaryota; Metazoa; Cnidaria; Anthozoa; Scleractinia; Pocilloporidae
Product: acid-sensing ion channel 1B
Biological process (GO): sodium ion transmembrane transport
Cellular component (GO): plasma membrane
Molecular function (GO): ligand-gated sodium channel activity
Source: RefSeq, a predicted model, not a curated record
AUGUCCUCAUUUCCGAGCAAACCGAGUCAAAAAAAGGCUUUACUUUUCAAGUUAAAAGCAAAACUGCUGGCGUGUUUCGGUGACACAACCGCACACGGCUAUGGACGAGUGGCUAACGCAGAUUCCCGACCUUUAAGGUGGUUCUGGAUUUUGGUUUGUGCAGCCGCAGUCGCAGCUUUUUUUCAGCAGCUCUGUGGUAUAACAAAACAAUACAUGUCAAGGCCUCUAAAAGUUAGAGCAAGCAUUGGACACGAGGAGAAACUCACGUUUCCCCAAGUCACCAUUUGCAAUUUAAACAUGAUUCGUCGAUCACAUAUUCCAGUGGAUAUUGUGACAGAGUUUCCUCAGAUAUUGGACGGACGAAUCAUCAAAAAAAAUUCUUCAUCAGCUAUAAACAAGACAUCCUUUGAUUCCAGUGAAGGAAAUACGGUGCCUAACUAUUCUGAACUUCCGGAGGAAGAGAAAAUCAUUCAAAGUGUUCUGCAAAAGUUGGCUGAUAGACCGGAAGAGAAGCUUAUGAAGUAUGGCCAUCAAAUAGAAGACAUGAUACUCAGCUGCAAGUUUCAUGGACGUGAAUGUCUGGACAAACAUGCAGACAUGCGCAAAUACUGGACACAGUUCUGGCACACACGUUAUGGAAAUUGUUAUUCCUUCAACAAAGGAAUGGACAAGAAUGGGACAUAUACACCUCUAAUGACAUCAGCACAGACCGGCAUAGGUUUGACCCUGGAGAUAGACAUCGAACAAGAUCAGUAUAUAAGUCAACUUUCCCAAGAGUCUGGCGUCCGAGUUUCCAUUGGAGGACAGGAAGAGAUGCCUUUUCCUUAUGAACAAGGAAUAAGUGCGUCUCCUGGAUAUUCUACAGCCAUUCAGCUUCGUAAGGUGAUGAUUAAAAGACUCGAUCCAUUCCGUAACAAAAGCUGUGAGAGCAGAAACGAUCGAUUCCAGGAAAGCAUAUUUGGACGAUAUAAUGUGACUUAUACUACCACUGCUUGCAAGAUAUCUUGUUUGGUCCAAGCGAUGACAUCCAACUGUGGUUGUGUCAUCUAUGAGCUGAAAUACAAUAACAUGUCUGUUUGUUACAUGGAAAACACAAAAAUAGUCAAAUGUAUUAACAAGGUUUACAAGAGCUUUGACAAUGGAAAUUGUUCCAAAUGCCAAGAAAGGUGCAGGGAAGACAUAUUCAAGACAACAGUAUCCCUUGCAAAAUGGCCGUCAAUACAAUAUCGUGACACUCUUAUUGCAAAAAUAAAUGAAGAACAGCAUCGCAAUCACUCAGGAGAGACAAGUGAUCACUUUCUGAAGCUGAAGAUCUACUAUGGAGAACUUGAUUUUGAAGUCAUUGAAGAGGAAGAAGCUUACACGAUGCCAAGUUUUCUGUCUGAUAUUGGUGGUCUGAUGGGAAUGUGGAUCGGGAUUUCAGUGUUAACUAUUGUGGAGUUAUUAGAACUUAUUGCAGUUUUGUUUAUCACAGUGUUUAAGAUGUACUCCAAGAAGGCGAACAGAGUGAGAGAUAUAAACGAUAACAGUGUAGAGGGUCGUUAAAGUA